CCGCUCAACUCUAUUCUUUUCUUGGGAAGAAAUAUGGCUAAAGAAAACUCACAAGAAUCACAAUCAGACCAAGUCGAGUCUCAAGAGUCCGAAAUUAUCGAAGAGACGCAAGAUCAAGACAUCAUUGUCGAUGCAGAUACAGCACAUUCUGGCUCCAUUCCCUCACUUCCUACACCGUUUCGUCCACUUACCGAAACGUACUCGUAUCAUUCUCCGACACCUACCGCGAAAGGACCCUAUAUCCUUGGCGUCGAUGAGGCGGGACGCGGUCCUGCACUUGGUCCAAUGGUGUACGGUGUCGCGUACUGUCCUGUUUCGUACAAGGGCCAACUUGAGGAACUUGGUUUUGCUGAUUCCAAAGCGCUUACACACGACAAUCGUGCCGGCUUACUAGAAAUACUCAGCUCAGACCCAGAAAACCUUGGCUGGUCAGUUCGGGUCAUCAGUCCUCAGGCAAUAUCAAGUGGCAUGCUUCGAAGACCACCGACGAAUCUAAACAAACAAGCUGAAAAUGCAACCAUCACACUCAUUCAAGAAGUUCUCGACAGAGGUAUCGUAUUGUCUGAGGUAUACGUCGAUGCACUUGGAAACACAACCACAUAUGAAAAGCACCUCUCCAACCUCUUCCCAAAUAUCUCCUUCACAGUCACUGCGAAAGCCGACUCAAAGUUCAAGAUCGUCGGAGCAGCCAGCAUUGCUGCAAAAGUGACACGCGAUGCGUGGAUCACUGGUUGGGCCUUUGAAGAACAUGAAUCGAGUCCACAAUAUACGUGGCCAGAUGAACGAGGCAGUGGCUACCCUUCUGAUCCGAAAACACAGGCCUGGUUGCGCGAUGCAGUUGAACCGACGUUCGGAUACCCUUCUUUAGCUCGGUUCUCUUGGGGGACAAUCAAGGUAGCGCUUGAUAAGAACGCUCAUCCUGUGAAAUGGACUGACGAGGGACAGGCAUCAUUAGUGAAGGCCUUCGAGACUGCCAAAGGAAGAGAAAAAGGGCGGUGUGUAUUAGCAAGGGAAUUGAGUAUCCAGAGCGUUGGGGAUUUAUGA
This is a messenger RNA of Fomitiporia mediterranea MF3/22, 1044 nucleotides long. RefSeq lists its product as uncharacterized. The record is from RefSeq and is a predicted model, not a curated record. Gene Ontology annotation, cellular component: ribonuclease H2 complex. Bases 34 to 1044 code for a protein of 336 amino acids. Gene Ontology annotation, biological process: DNA replication, removal of RNA primer; mismatch repair. Gene Ontology annotation, molecular function: RNA-DNA hybrid ribonuclease activity; RNA binding. NCBI's taxonomy places the organism in Eukaryota, Fungi, Basidiomycota, Agaricomycetes, Hymenochaetales, Hymenochaetaceae. The transcript is spliced from 6 exons.